AUGUGCAGAGGGCUAGCGUACUCGACAAGACAAGCCGCAGCAGAAAAUGAACCACUUAAACCAAAACCUAAAGCGAGCACCCCACUUCGGAGGACAGCCGCCGCGUCGCUACCCAUUCGGUCCAAUCCAACUCCUACUCGCAGUGACAUCCGACCUGUCUUCACGCUUGCGACCGCGGAGCGUUACUUGUUCCAGAAUUUGCGACAGCAUCUGCCAUCGACUGCCAAAUUGCUACACGACGCGUGGUGGGUACCCAAAUGGGAAGAGGAUAAUCAAGAGGGUGAGAUAUUCAUAUUCGCCAACGGGAGCUUCGUGUGCUGGGGGCUUGGAGAGGACCAGGCAAAAAAGUUUGCUUGGAAGGUUAUAACGCAAUCAAAAGCGGAGGUCGCGCCGCUGAAGGAGCCGGAGACAGAAGAUCUGGAGUUUGUGACUGAUUCUGAAGAGAAUACACGUCUGCAGGGAGACUUGAUUAUUCUCGGUCAGACUCCGCCGUUCAACUCGGAGUACACAGUACCGAGCGACCUACCCACUCCUGCGCUGCCUCGCGAAACGCUGUUAGCCCGUUACGCCUUCUCCCAGGCUUUAUCUCGCUCUACUGCUCUUUCUGCACUCGAAGUCUUGCUGGACAACUAUUUGUCAUCUGUCGCUCUGCUUCCGGAUACUCUCCAACGGACCGGGAAGCCUGGCCUUAGUCGCAAGGCACUGGUGAAGAAGCUGGGAGCGCUGCUCAAGUUCCGACAGGGUCUAAAUCUUAAUCGGGAGAACUUCUCUGAUACACCAGACUUGUAUUGGGCUGAGCCUGUGCUCGAAAGCUACUUUAACUCUCUGAGCAAUGCCCUCGAGAUCAGGUCCCGAACUAGUGCAGUUAAUGACAAAAUUACAUAUGCUGCGGAGAUGCAAUCGGUCUUGCGAGAACUCCUGACGGAGACCUCAGCGCAUCGUAUGGAGCUUAUCAUCAUAGUCCUUAUUGCCGUUGAGGUCGUCAUUUGCAUCAUCCGCGAUGGGCCCGAAUUGUGGCAGAUGAUCGCGGACGAGGAGGAGACUGAGAACAAAUCCAGUGAGAAAGCGUAUGAGUGA
Laetiporus sulphureus 93-53 is the source of this 1077-nucleotide messenger RNA. RefSeq lists its product as uncharacterized. The record is from RefSeq and is a predicted model, not a curated record. Bases 1 to 1077 code for a protein of 358 amino acids. Gene Ontology annotation, biological process: positive regulation of mitochondrial translation. Lineage: Eukaryota; Fungi; Basidiomycota; Agaricomycetes; Polyporales; Laetiporaceae. The transcript has 6 exons.